AUGAAUCAACAACCCUUAUCGCCUGGAGCAACGUGCAAAAUGUUUUCAAAUUAUUUCACACACAAUGCAAAUGUAAUGCAGCUUGUGAAGCCGAGUCCAGAAAAUCCCUCCAGAUAUGAUUGUUUAGCAAACAUAAUAAACCUCAUGAAAAGCAUAGAAAAUAUAAUUUCGAGAUCUAUGGGGUUGGAUAAAUCAGUGAUCUCAAUUAUCAGCAGCACAAGCAUUCUGGAGUCUAGCAAAAGGUCAUCAUUAUGCAUUAGAAAGAAAUAG
Blepharisma stoltei is the source of this 270-nucleotide messenger RNA. The record is from the annotation of a GenBank genome assembly. Lineage: Eukaryota; Ciliophora; Heterotrichea; Heterotrichida; Blepharismidae.